AUGGCAUUGGGGAGUGUUGCUGAACUAAGAAACCUCAGUGUGCCGGUGAAGAUUUCCUUGAAUGUACUCCAACAGGUUUAUUUGGAAGCACUAACUUUCAAAGCAUUGUUCGUCCUUCAACCACCUGAUGAAGCCAAGGCGAAGUCUCGGUCGUCCCGGGCUGGCCUGCAGUUCCCGGUGGGCCGUGUUCACAGGCUCCUGAGAAAGGGUAACUAUGCUGAGCGUGUGGGUGCCGGAGCGCCGGUCUAUCUGGCUGCGGUGCUGGAGUAUCUGACGGCUGAAAUCCUGGAGCUGGCCGGCAACGCGGCCCGGGACAACAAGAAGACCCGCAUCAUCCCCAGGCACCUGCAGCUGGCCGUGCGCAACGACGAGGAGCUCAACAAGCUGCUGGGAGGGGUGACCAUCGCUCAGGGCGGGGUGCUGCCUAAUAUCCAGGCCGUGCUGCUGCCCAAGAAAACCACUGCUGCUGGAUCUGCUAAAAAAUGAAGAGACCAUUCUUGAAUCUGACAACCCAAAGGCUCUUUUAAGAGCCAC
This is a messenger RNA of Chiloscyllium plagiosum (whitespotted bambooshark), 534 nucleotides long. The record is from RefSeq and is a predicted model, not a curated record. Lineage: Eukaryota; Metazoa; Chordata; Chondrichthyes; Orectolobiformes; Hemiscylliidae.